AUGAUUGCUAAGGAGAAGGGAAAAAACACAAAAGAUCUCGAACCAGCGUCGAAAGCUUUGGCGUAUUUUGUCCAAUCGGGAUGUACAGUACAAUCACCUGUUUUGCAUGGCACACAGUUUCUUUACACAUUAACUUGUCAACAAGGGUUUUCUUAUGAUCAAGAUUAUGUUGCAACACUUUCACAUUCUGGAUCGUUUUCUAUAACAAUUGGAUAG
This is a messenger RNA of Adineta ricciae, 216 nucleotides long. The record is from the annotation of a GenBank genome assembly. Lineage: Eukaryota; Metazoa; Rotifera; Eurotatoria; Adinetida; Adinetidae.